AUGCACCGCGCCACCUUGGUAACGCUCGCCCGGCGCUCUUUGCAUCACCACCCACGCCAUCCCACGCCUAACCUCUACCGUCACACGCUGGAUCUUCAGCGCCCCUUUUCCAUGGCCGGCAGCACACAAUCCCCGUCGUCGUCGUCAUCCAAAGGCAGCAACGACGACAUUGCCCCCGCCCCCACCGCAGACCAACAGCAGGGCCUCCCCGCGCCCGGCGAGGGCACACCCGUCACGCUCGAUGUCAGCGGCGAGGGGUCCACGGUCAAGCUCGCCGCGCUGGGCCCGCUCGUCGUCAACGUCGAUGGCACCGUGGCACGCAUCACCAACUGGAAGGAGAUGACGGAGCAGGAGCGCGAGACGACGGUGCGCAUGGUGGGGAGGCGCAACAAACAGCGCCUCGAUGCGCUCAAGAAGCGCAAGGAGGAGGAGGAAGGGGCUGCGGGAGCUCGAUAA
Molecule: messenger RNA, 456 nt
Organism: Cordyceps militaris CM01
Lineage: Eukaryota; Fungi; Ascomycota; Sordariomycetes; Hypocreales; Cordycipitaceae
Product: fungal specific transcription factor, putative
Exons: 1
Coding region: 1-456 (151 amino acids)
Source: RefSeq, a predicted model, not a curated record